AGCAGCCCAUAGCCGCCAUGUCUGCCGCUGCUGCCUUCGACGCCAUCGACAGGAACCACGACGGGGUCAUUACGCGGGAAGAGUUCGCAGCCGUCGGCAACUUCAUCCAGCAGCAACCCGUCACGGCCUCGCUCCCGACCGCCACGCUCGCGCCCACCGUCACGUAUGCCGCGGCGCCGACGAUGACCUACACGGCGGCCGCGCCUGUGACCUACGUGACAUCACCGGGCGUCCAGUACGCGACCGCCCCGGCCAUGGAGCCGGCGCAGCCGGUCACCUACGCCGGGCCGUCGGAGCCCAUGGUGACGUACGCUGCGCCAGAGCAGCCAGGA
Molecule: messenger RNA, 332 nt
Organism: Prorocentrum cordatum
Lineage: Eukaryota; Dinophyceae; Prorocentrales; Prorocentraceae
Source: the annotation of a GenBank genome assembly